CUUCCUAUUCUUGUUGCAUUCCCCUUCAUCCUUCCACUGUCGCUCCGGCUCCACUUCUGCAGCGCGACCAGCACGCGCCCAUCCCUCUGGUCUUGUCCUGCUCUUCUCUUCACCGCCAUCAUCCUUACAACACCACCACCAAAAUGGUCCAUCACCGCGCAUGGCAGCGCGCGCUGCAGCUGGGCGCUACCGUGGGUCUCGCUGGAGCAAUGGCUCUGCCUGAACCCACACCCGUCCCUGCCAAGGUGGAAGCCCGCGAGCCGCUCGUGACGCCAGCGGCAAUCCGCUUCGACGGCCGCUAUAGCUACGUGCAGAAGAGAGACAUCGUCAGCGACAUCAAGAGCGGUGUCGAUGGCUAUGUGAACUCGAUAGGCAGCGUGCUGGGCACCGAUCUGCCCAGCUUCUUCACCGACGGUAUUCCCGGCUGGUUCGAGAGCCUCCCCACCGGUGACCAGGUCCUCAAGUCGCUCGACAUCAACAGCGGUGAUAUGGCCUCGAAGCCUACCCAGGUCCUCAAUGUUCCUCCGUAUGCGAACUGGACCGACAAGGGCUGGAACGUGCGCUUCCACGGCAAUGUCUACAAAUAUCCGAAUAUCAGCCAGGAAAAGGUUGACGACCUGGCCAAUGUCUUCCUGAUCGACACGAGCAUCGACAAGCUGUCUCCAAGCGAGCAGGACCAGGCACGCAACCUCACCCGAUCCAUCUUUAUCGUCCAGCAAGGCGACCAAAAUGUCACCAUGAACCUCGAGCCUUCGCCCAUGCAGGGCGGCGACGGCGAGCCUGGCGGUGGCAACGCCAUCCAAGCACCUGGCGGCAACCAGAGCGUGAAAUUGCCGUAUCCAACAACGGCGGAAGGCGACUUUGACGUCUUCGUGCCCAUUGAGCUAAACGGACUCAUUCCCGGUAACCAGACCAAAAACGUGCAGCGCCUGAACGUCCACACCAAUGGCACUGACAGCGGCAAUGCCACGGCCUACCUCUUGCCUGCAGAGGGUAUCACAUUCAUCUCUGAUAUUGACGAUAUUCUUCGUGUAACCAAGAUCUGGGAUCCCAAGGAAGGUCUUCUCAACUCCUUUGCUCGCCCCUUUACCCCCUGGAUGAACAUGCCCGAGAUCUAUGCCAAUUGGUCUCGCAGUCUUCCCAACGACACAUCUUUCCACUACCUGACUACAACUCCUGAACAGGCCACUCGCCUUUACAUGGACUUCAUCUACAAGACGUACCCGGGCGGUUCCUUUGACACACGCCCGCUCAACUUCUCCGAUGUCGACGCCACCCUCUCGAUUCGCCAGUAUCUCCUCACCAAGAUCUUCGAGACCUUCCCUAGGCGCAAGUUUGUCCUCGUCGCCGAUACCUCCAACAGCGAUGUCAUGAGGGACUAUCCCAAGAUGGCUCACGACUUUCCCAACCAAGUUCAGUGCAUCUUUUUGCGCAACACCUCGGCAACCGACGAGUCAAUGUGGUUCCCCUACAACACCGAGGGUUUCAAGGGCCUGAACAACCGCAGCUACAUGUUCUUCCGUGAGCCAAAUGACCUGACUGGUCUGGACAUUGUCAACGGCCAGUGUCUCAACGCGUCGAUCCCGCAAAACGUCACCUUCUCCAGGCAAGCGGAGAUUCUUGGUAUCCACGGCCACAGCGCUGCUGGUAAGCUUGAAAGCGGCGCGACGGUUAGCAUCGUCAUUGCCCUCUUCGCUGCCAUCGCCUUGUCCUUGUAAGACACGACCUGCCGAUAUAUCGGUCCUAAUGAAACGAUUGUUGAUGAAGCAUGAUGUCUUUUUGGUUGGAUUAAUGGCGUUUGCGUUUUCAGCGUGAUGGCAGGGUCCUCACUCUGAUUCUUCUGGACUUUUGUGCAUAGCUUCGAUUCUUUGUAGAAUAGCCUGGGAACGCUCAAUGAAUAAAAAUAAUGCAUGUCUCCUCGU
Molecule: messenger RNA, 1922 nt
Organism: Exserohilum turcica Et28A
Lineage: Eukaryota; Fungi; Ascomycota; Dothideomycetes; Pleosporales; Pleosporaceae
Exons: 2
Coding region: 144-1718 (524 amino acids)
Cellular component (GO): actin cortical patch
Molecular function (GO): phosphatidate phosphatase activity
Source: RefSeq, a predicted model, not a curated record